Scaptodrosophila lebanonensis is the source of this 4570-nucleotide messenger RNA. RefSeq names its product ATP-binding cassette sub-family A member 2-like. Gene Ontology annotation, molecular function: ATP hydrolysis activity; ATP binding; lipid carrier activity. Gene Ontology annotation, biological process: transmembrane transport; lipid transport. The transcript has 4 exons. The record is from RefSeq and is a predicted model, not a curated record. Gene Ontology annotation, cellular component: intracellular membrane-bounded organelle; membrane. Lineage: Eukaryota; Metazoa; Arthropoda; Insecta; Diptera; Drosophilidae. The coding region runs from base 1 to 4491 and encodes 1496 amino acids.
AUGCAUGAGAAUGGUACGAUAAAUAAGCCUAUCUAUGUGCUUUGCUAUACGCCCAAUACUAGCAUAAUUAAGGAUAUCGUUUCAAUGGCAGCCACUCAACUGUCCCUUGCGGGUGUGCGUGCCUACAACAGUCCAGAAGAUAUGGAAUACGAUCUAUUGGAGCACAACUACAUAGCUGGCGUAGAAUUUGAUUCGAAUGACAUGGAUACGAGCAGAAGCGGGAAAUAUCCAACGAUAUUGAGAUACGCAUUGCGAUUUCCCAGCGAGCUCCGAACUGCACAGGGCCCGGUAGUUAUGAAUUGGCAGACGGACAGGCUCUUUCCAGAAAGCGACCCAGUCGGACCGCGUAACGACGACUUCGAUGAUGGGGGAGUGCCCGUUGGCUAUAUAGCAGAGGGAUUUCUACCAAUCCAGCAUGCGCUCACCAUGUCCUGGCUUAAAUUAGCCGCAGCAACUAAGUUGAGCGCAGAGAAAGAAGCCCAGCUUAAGGAAAUCAUGAAAAUUCUAGGUCUUCAAAAUUGGAUCCAUUGGGUUUCCUGGUUUAUAAUUACCUACAUCAGUAUUCUUCCAGUUUUUGUCUUUUUAAAUUUUUAUUUGGUGGCCAGUUUCUGUUUUACCUGUAUGGUAGCUGUGUUUUUUAAUAGGGCCACCACUGCAACUGCCGUCAUAGGAAUCGUAACCAUCCUAACAUUCGUACCUUCUUUCGCCGUUUUUCAUUUGUAUGAAAAGAUAGAUCUUGUGAGCAAGCUUGCCUUGUGUCUUAUAUUUCCUAAUACGGCAAUAGGAAUCGGGAUUUAUGCAAUUUUUGCAUUGGAAAAUUCUGGCGAGGGUCUUCAGUGGUCCAAUUUUUUCCGCUCUAUCUCGAUAGACGAUUCUCUAUCAAUUUUUCUUGUUUGUCUUAUGUUAGCAAUAGGAUCCGUAAUAUUCAUGUUAGUCUGUCUAUAUGUGGAGCAGAUAUACCCAGGUAACUACGGUGUACCUCGAAAAUGGAACUAUCUAUUCCAACGCAAAAUCUGGCAGUCACUUUUGGGCUUGGCUGUAACCUCUCCUGGUGAAAGCGGAUCAAGCAGCGAUAUAUCUGGCGAAAUAAAACGCUGCACCUGUCGACCCAAGUCUUUAAUUACAGACGAUGCUGCUCAGCAUGGUAUACAGAUCCAAAAUCUCAGAAAGCGCUAUGGCGAUGCAGUUGCUGUAAAAGACCUUUCCUUGAAUAUGUCUCGAAAUGAAAUUACUGUCUUGCUGGGCCACAACGGUGCUGGAAAGACAACAACCAUACAGAUGCUUACCGGCACUGUCGCGCCAACGUCAGGAACAGCCAUUAUCAAUGGAUGCGACAUCCGAACCCAGCUUAGAUGUGUCCGGAGCUCGCUUGGGAUUUGCCCGCAGCAAAAUGUUCUCUUUAACGAAAUGAGCGUUCACAAUCAUCUCGUUUUCUUCAGCAGAGUAAAGGGCUUGAAAGGAUAUGAGCUAAAUAAUGAAGUGGACAAAUAUUUGAAAAUAAUGGGACUAGAAGAAAAGAAAAAUGUUGCCAUUUCCAUGUUAUCAGGAGGCAUGAAGCGCAAAGUUUCCGUCUGCUGUUCUCUUUGCGGAAACACAAAAACGGUGCUUUGUGACGAGCCUAGCUCGGGUCUGGACGUAUCUGCUCGUCGCCAUCUAUGGGAUCUCCUGAGAUCUCAAAAACCCGGCCGCACUAUUUUAUUAACCACACACUACAUGGAUGAAGCAGACGCGCUAGCGGACCACAUCGCCAUUAUGAGCAAUGGCCAGCUACAGUGCCACGGCACGUCUUUUAGUCUUAAAAGGCAAUACGGCUUCGGCUACCGAUUAGUCUGCAUAAAGCAACCGGAUUGCGAUGUUGAACAGGUAACAGCAUUCCUGGCCAAGCAUAUACCUGACAUAAGACCGGAAAGUGAACUGGGAAGGGAGCUGAUAUACCGUCUUCCUGUUCAACAUACUUCAGUGUUCGCAGAUAUCCUUAGUGAUCUGGAGAAAAAAUCAAAUAAGUUGCAUUUGGAUGGCUAUGGUGUAAGUGUGGCCACAUUGGAGGAUGUUUUACAGCAGGUUGGGGGGGACAACAAAAGAGAAGUCGGUGGCCACGGCAUCAAAACGAAUCAUAACCGCUUACCAUCUGGCGCGGAGGAAGUCUCGGUCUUCGACACCGAUGUGUAUGAGUCGAGCUCGCGUACCCGCUGCCUUAUGCGUUGGAGAGCGAUGUUUAUGAAGAAGGCUUUGACAACCCAGCGUAGUUACUGGCUACUGAUUCUUCAGCUGGUACUACCAAUUAUUUAUAUGGGGUCAAUUGUAGCAUUUGUUUCAAAAUCUGAAGCAAGUACGCUUCCCCCCAUGCAUGUUUCUUUGAAGAAUUAUCCGAGUGCCUACGUGGUUCUGGAAGAUAAGUCAGGAGAGACAACGAAGCCGAUCUCAGUAGCUUAUGCUAACUAUAUUGGUUAUCAAGGUGGAGGGGUUAAGUUGCUGAGCACCAGUGGCGCAGACUUCGAGGAGUAUAUUCUGGAUGUGUCGAAGGAGAAACUCUUCCUUGUUGAUAAAGAGUACGUGGCCGGUGCGACCAUUUCGGAAAGUAACCUAACCGUCUGGUUGAACAACAAGCCAUUUCAUACGGCCCCCUUAACGCUUAACAUACUACACAAUGCUCUGGCCCGUCACCUGUUGGAUUCGAAGGCUGAAAUAGAUGUAACUCAUGCUCCUCUGCCAUAUACGGAGCGCAACACAAGAUCAAAGCUUUUGCAAUAUAUGUCCGGAGUAGGUGUUGUUUUAUACUGGAUCUCGCACCUAUUGUGGGACUAUGCAAUAUUAGUACUGACCGCGAUACUAGGAAUAAUAACUGUUGCUCUUUUCCAGUUGCCGGGAUAUUCUACCCUUGGGGAUAUAAGCCGGAACCUAACUGUGUUUCUAUUUUUUGGAAUUUCAGCACUACCCUUCAUAUAUUUAAUAUCCAAUUGGUUUGUCGACCCGGCUUCGGGAUAUUCGUACAGCUCAUCUGUGUGCAUGAUGUUGGGCCCACUUCUAUAUAUGAUAAUUCAACUUUUUUUCGGUGACCCAAACAUAAUUCAAAAAGCGAUUCUAGCUACUGCUCGUUUAUUUCCCCACUAUUGCCUGGCUGAAGCCCUGUCUUAUCUCUACAUUAAUUUUAAUUUACACAAGAGUUGUAGCAACCCGAUGCUGACGAGGUUAACGCAUGAAGAUCUUUGCAAAUUCGUACCCGCUUGCUGUAAUGUUCCAGGAUACUUUGCAUGGAGGAAACAUGGCAUUAUGGUGAAUAUACUGUUCUUUCUUGGGUCAGGCACGUUAUAUCUGCUAUAUAUUAUGCUCUUGGAUGCGAAAAAGUGUGAGUGUCUGCCUGAUUUGUUAAAGGGGACUAAAAGGCAGGAGGCUGGUCAAAAUUCGGAUCCCGAUGAUGUUGACAUCGAACGAUCAACCGUUGCUAAUCUCACAGAAGCGGAACGGAACGAUCUUCCUCUUGUCGUUGAUCGCAUAAAAAAGAAGUUUGGAAAAUUCGUUGCGGUCAAAGAACUAUCAUUCUACGUUGCACCAGGGGAGUGCUUUGGCCUGUUGGGUGUAAACGGCGCGGGCAAGACGACCACUUUCAAGAUGCUUACUGGAGAUAUACGAAUCGGAUCGGGAACUGCAUAUGUCGAAGGCAUCAACCUGCAGAAGCACAUGAGCAAAGUGUACGACAGAAUUGGCUAUUGCCCGCAGUUCGAUGCGGUAAUUGGGGAGUUAACAGGACGGGAGACAAUGCGGUUUUACUGCAUGCUGCGCGGGGUGCAGCGGAAAUACAUAAAGACGGUCUGUGAAGAUUUGGCCAUCAGAUUGCUCUUUAUUCAGCACAUUCAAAAGCCGAUCAAACACUAUAGUGGAGGAAGCAAGCGCAAGCUCAGCCUCGCUAUAUCUCUGAUAAAUAACCCGUCCGUCCUAUAUCUAGAUGAGCCAUCGGCCGGUAUGGAUCCAGGUGCACGUCGACAAAUGUGGAAUCUAUUGACGGAGUUUCGAGAGCAUGGCAAGGCUGUUGUUCUGACCUCCCACUGCAUGGAGGAGGUUGAGGCCUUGUGCAUGCGAGUUGCUAUUAUGGUGGAUGGAGAAUUCAAGUGCAUAGGCACUACACAGACCUUAAAGAAUAAGUACUCCAAGGGUUUCGUACUUAAAAUUCGGGUGAAAGAGGGCGGAAGGUCAACAUCGAGCGUGAACCAAGGCCUAUCAACCGACAGUGAUGUUUUUGAUUGCGAUAAUUGCACGGGACAAACUGAUUUGGUCAAAAAAUUUAUAGCUCACAAAUUACCCGAAUCAGUUUUAGAGGAAGAAUUUCAAGGACAACUCACUUACUUUAUUCCAAUUGAAAGUUCCACGUGGUCGAAAAUAUUUAAGAUUAUCGAAAACAAUAGCACAAAAUUAAACAUAGAAGACUACGCAAUCACGCAGACGACUUUGGAUGAAAUAUUCUUGGAGCUUGACAAAACCCGUACUAAUAUUUAACGGCAUUUAGAAAACACUUAUAUAUCAAUAGAUAUAAUGAAUUAAUUUAUGACCGCACAAUAGUAAAAUUAAAAUAAAA